CUUCUGCUCUUCAUCCCAGCCAGGAGGCGGAGCCAGCUCUGAGCAGCUGGGAAGUGAGCUGUGCCUGGCCAGUCUUGGGGGAGGAGCUGCUUUUCACCAGGCUGCAGCUGACAAGAAGCUUCAAGAACAAAUCUCAGAGACACCUAUGACCUGGGCAAUCUGCAUGUGACACCAGCUGAGCUCCAGGAAGGUUGUGUGCCCACAGAAAGGCCACGUACAGUGACAGCACUGCUGAGUAACAGGAGCAGACCCACCACGAUCCCCCUUGACGGAGGGAUUGUGCCAAACAACGUGUUCAAGUAUCUUUUGGAGACUGAGGUGGAAAAGAACAGUCCACACAAACUGUAACUCUUUGUAAUCCUAAAGUCAGCAAGGAUUUGUUAGGAGUGCUGUUUGUGGUAGAACCUGAAUUAUCAGGACAGGGCUAGCUGGCCACCUCAAUCCCUGACAAAAAACCCAUCCAUACACAAAUUUAAAUCAUAAUGGAUGCUGAGUAUGUCCUGUGCAAUUGGAAAGACCAGUUGUGGCCAGCAAAAGUUGUGUCCAGUUGUGAAACAUCAUCAAACAGUAAGAGAAAACAGACAUUUCCCCUGGAAGUUCAAAUACUCUCACUGGGAGAAAAAAUUAUAGUAGAGAGCACAGAAACAAAGCUCCUAAAUAAGUCUCAGAUAGAAGCCAUUGCCUCCUCACUAGCAGUGCAGGGAGAUGCCAGUGGUUUAACUUACGAGGAGACAGCCUAUGGAAGGUCACUUAAACUGGCACUGGAUAUUCUGAAUGAGAGGCCAAAUUUGAGUCAAACAAGCAUUUCAGAUGAAGAAGAGCCCAGUACCCUGGCUGAAGAUGUACCACCAACAUUAUCCAAUUCACCCCCUUGUAAAAAGUAUCGCAAGCAUGAAGAAGACUUACCAAUAUGUUUGGAGCAAAGUGGCAGCCCAGCAUCCUCGUCAGUAUCUCCAGAGAAUGGUGGCACCCUGUCUGAUGACAAGCCACAGAUGCACACAACCAUUCCAAGUGAAAUGGAAACAAAGCCAUCACUAAGCUCUAGCUGGAGCCAAACUUUCCCUUCACUUCCAGAAGGUGAAGAUGAAAAAGAAGACAAGAAAAAGAUUGAUAUAUGUCUUAUACCUAUUCAUUCCACAGUCAAAGAGGAAGAUAUUAAAGAAGAGAAGUUUGUUCCAGAUUUGUCAUCAGAUGCUCCUUUGAUGCCCAAAGCUUUGAAAGAGGAGUCAGAAGAUGUGUGCCCAGAGCCCUUGGCUGUUUCCUCUGUCUCCCCAGAGAAUAUUGAAGAUCCUGGAGAGGGCCCCUCAAAUCCAAAUCCAUGCUUAGAUCCCAGCCAGAAUCACCCUUCUGUAGAAUCUGAGGUGGGUGCUUCAACCUCUACUGGAGUGGGUGCUGCAACGUCUGCUGGAACUUGUUCACAGGAUGGCCAGGGCUCUUCUAGUGCCUCUAAUCCUCCCCUUGUAAGUAGUGAAAGGUAUUUCAACAGACUAGAUUUUGAUGAUUUCGAUGAAUUCCCACCUUCUGAAAGGUCAUUGCGCCUAAGUUCUGUCGUUGAUUCCAUGUCAGCUGAAGAUGAGGAAGAAGAACUUCCACGUGUCAUUUUUCAAUAUGAGAAACGUCCCUUUGAAACAGGAAUGAUAGUCUGGUUUAAAUAUAAAAAAUACCCCUAUUGGCCAGCAGUGGUAAAAAGCAUCAGGCGAAAAGAAAGGAAAGCAAGUAUACUUUUCAUUGAGGCAAACAUGACUCCCGAAAAGAAAGGCAUGAGAGUAUCUUUCAGAAGAUUAAAGAAAUUUGAUUGUAAAGAGAAACAAACACUAGUGGAAAAAGCCAGGGAAGCUUACAGUGAAAGUAUUGACUGGUGCAUCUCACUGAUUUGUGACUACAGAGUUAGAAUAGGUUGUGGUUCAUUUGCAGGCUCUUUCUUUGAGUAUUAUGCUGCUGAUAUUAGUUAUCCAGUUAGAAAGAUAAUCAAACAAGAUACCUUCAGGAAUAUAUUUCCAAAACUAUAUGAUGAUGAUAUGUUGGGACCCAUGGCUGUGACUUCUAAGACCAAGAAAAUGUCUUUCCAGAAACUUCUUCCAGACCGGAUGAAGGCUGCACGGGACCGAGCCAAUAAAAACCUUGUGGACUUCAUUGUGAAUGCAAAGGGAACAGAGAACCAUCUUCAGUCCAUUUUAAAUGGCACUAAGGGAUCCAGAUGGCUGAAAUCAUUUUUGAAUUCAAAGAGAUUCUCACGCUGUAUUGAAACUUACUUAGAGGAUGACGAUCAAUUGGAUGAGGUGGUGAAAUACUUACAGGAAGUCUGCAAUCAAGUAGAUGAAAAAAUGAUGAGCCUCAUACAACAUGAUAAAAUUAAAUUUAUCCUGGAAGUUCUUCUACCAGAAGCUAUUAUUUGUUCAAUCUCUGCUGUUGAUGGGUUAGAUUACAAAGCAGCAGAAGCAAAGUAUCUAAAAGGACCAUCUCUAGGCUAUAGGGAAAGAGAAUUAUUUGAUUCGAAAAUCUUAUCUGAGAAAAGACGGAAACCAUCAACAACAGAAACUCAUUAGAUUUUCUGAGAGUCCAAAUCAUAAGAUGCUCUCAUCGAUGUUCUUUAAAAAAACUCAGAAAAUUAAUGACAUGUAUGCAGCUUCUGAAAAUGUGAGACUUUGAGUAACAUGUUCUCUCUUUGUUUUUUUUUCCCCCCUUGGGAUCUCCAGGAUCCGUGGGUAGCACUACAUCUUCAUUACCCUUUGUUGUGAUUUUUUUCAAAGUCAAUUUUGCCAGCUUAUUUCAGCAACUUUGCUUUUCCAUGCAAUUUUAGAAUGCAUAAUGCAUUAGUGAUUCUUAAAGAAAAGCACUACUUUGUUUCAUGAUGUCUUUGUUUCUAUUCUGUAUAGGUAAAUACAGUGUGCACAGUCAUUUUAAUAUUAAAAUUGCACUGUUAGUAAAUAUUAAGCAAGAUAAUUAGAAAAAAAAUUUAAGAAACAGCAAUUAUAUAUUUUUCGCUUUUUAUAAGAUAUUCAGUUUUCUCUUAAGAUAGUUGAAUUAUUUUUAUUGCCAUGCCUAUUUAUUUUUGGAAAAAUAUAUCUCUGAGACAUAGAACCAAAGAUAGAUAAGCUUUGCUAUAUAUUAUAAAUAACUAGAAUUGCUUUUGCAGAAAAUCUCUGAAAUACAAAAAAUAGACUAUUUGCAUGUAGUCUAUACAUGUGUGAAUAACAUCUCAGCAUAUAGAAAAUAAUUUUGACAACCUUGAAACUCAAACAUGAUUGUUCAUUCUACACUUCCCUGAAAUUCUAUUUUGGGGAAAUGUCUAUUGUUUAAAAAGCUGAAGACUUUCUUGAAACAGACAAACUGCUGGCUGUCUUUAUGGCGAGCAGUGAGUGGAUCCUCUUCGCAAUGUAGUUAUCUGACCACAUGUAGAAGGCAGCUAGAUGCGUUGUAUUUUUGAUCUGGCCACCCUAGAUCUGUUAGCCAGAGUAACUGCUUACGAGCCCAUCUAGUUUGAUAUAAACCGUAGGGAAAAAAAAGCAAGUGCCAUGUUCUUAGUCUUUUAUCACCAAAUAUGCCUCAAACCAAGCACGGUUUAUUUUCUGGCUUCUCUAACAGAGAAAACUUCCAAUUCGUUCCAUUAAUGUAAAUGCCUACUGAUAAGUCAUUCCACACUGCUAGCUGUUGUAGAUGCACAAGAAUCUGGAAUUUAGAAUUAAAAGUCACAGAAAAUUUUAUCUGAGUACAUGUGACAUAUUUUCCAAAUAAUGGGUUAAAUAGAACCCAUUAAAGUGUGAAUUCAAUAAAUUGUUUGUUCUAGCUUGAAACAGUUGUGUGAGAAUAAAUGCUAGGAAAGCCAGUAUAUUUUAAAAUCUUGAUGUUAAAAAAAUGUUGAAGGCUUAACAUGCACCUGUCUAGUCUUUAACAGCUUAGAGUUAGACACCUUUCUCUUUUGGGCUCUUUUUUUGUGUUCACAUGGCUACAUGUUUAUGUGAAAUUUAUAAAAAUUUGAUGUUUUGACUUUCAAUAAAAUCAUUAUAUUCUUCA
Ochotona princeps (American pika) is the source of this 4014-nucleotide messenger RNA. RefSeq names its product PWWP domain containing 3B (gene PWWP3B). Lineage: Eukaryota; Metazoa; Chordata; Mammalia; Lagomorpha; Ochotonidae. Bases 483 to 2546 code for a protein of 687 amino acids. The record is from RefSeq and is a predicted model, not a curated record. The transcript is spliced from 3 exons.